AUGAGGGUUCAGCCAGCGGAUGUGGGGUGCUCGGGCCCUGGCUGGGGAGGUGGGUUCUGCGGGGUGAUGAUUUGGGCUGGUGAGGGGAGGAGGCGGGAGGUGCGCGGUCCCGGCACUUGCGACAGGCAUCGUCUGGACGUUUUCCCCACGGCCCCGUUUUUAGUGGCGGGUCUUCGCCAGCUUUCCCAGAGGACCAUAAGCACUGCUUCACGCAGGCAGGUGGAAAAUAAAGUUCCUGAGAAGCAGAAGCUUUUUCAGGAGGAUAAUGGCAUUCCAGUGUAUCUUAAAGGUGGACCCAUGGAUGGGCUGUUGUAUAGAUUCACUGUGGGUGUUUCAGUUUUUGGAGGAGCCUACGCUAUUUACCAGCUGAUUGUCGAUUCAAUGCCCAAGAAGCAAAAAUGA
Messenger RNA from Chaetura pelagica (chimney swift), 402 nucleotides. Its product is annotated as cytochrome c oxidase subunit 7A2, mitochondrial. Bases 1 to 402 code for a protein of 133 amino acids. Lineage: Eukaryota; Metazoa; Chordata; Aves; Apodiformes; Apodidae. Gene Ontology annotation, biological process: mitochondrial electron transport, cytochrome c to oxygen; mitochondrial respirasome assembly; regulation of oxidative phosphorylation. The transcript has 4 exons. The record is from RefSeq and is a predicted model, not a curated record.